AUGAAAACAAAGGAAAAAUAAAAAGUAAAUACAACACAAUAACCAUAACCAUAACAAUAAUAAAUACUUUAUUAGAAGGAAAUUUAAUGUCAUUAUCAUCCAAACGAAAAACUAAAAUAUUUUUGUAAAAAGUCUGAUUGUAUAUAACCUUUGUGCAAAAUUUGUUUAGAUAUUCAUAUAGAGGAACAUUAAGAAUAAAAUGAUACUAAAUAAGUAGUUUCUUAUGAAAAAUGUUUGGCAGAGGUAUCUAAAAAAAUGUCGGAUAAUUUAGAAUAAUUUUAAGAUAAAAUAGGAUAAUUGCAUAAUCAUAUUGAAAGGAUUAUAAAUUUUUAAUUUGCUUAAAAUUGGAUGAGUUUAAUAUAAUCUUCAGAGAAUCAAAUCAUAGAUUUAAUAAGAAGUUAUUUUAACAAUUUAAGAUCUUAUUUAUUUUCUAUUUCUCCUGAAAUAAACAAAGUAUAUUCAGCUUAAGAUAGAUUAUUAGUAUGUUCUAAGAGACUUGAUUAAUUAAAAUAAGAAUUAGAAAACCUUAAGAAUGAAAACUCAGUUACAUAAUUAAUUUUAUAUUAUUAAGGAGAUGUAGAGAAAUUGAAUAAUAAAUAUUAUUAAUAUCUUGAAUAAAUCUUUGAAGAUUUGAAGCAAAUAGAUUAUAGUAAUAUAAAAGCACCUAAGAUUGAAAUUAAUCAUAAUAAAUUAAAUAAUUUCUUAGAAGUAUUGAAUCAAUAUAUAAAUUAUGAAAAAUAAUAAGAAGAAUAGGAAGUAGAAUAAGAGUAGAAAAUAGAAUAAGAUAAUGAAGUAGAAGAAGAGGGUAUGGUUGACAAUGUGAAAUAGGAAGUUACAGAAGAGGAAGAGCCUAUUGAUUUAAUAAUGGGAGAAGAAGAAUUAUCAGAUAAACAUUUAAAUGAUUAUUAAUCUAAUGAGGAAGAAUAAGAAUAUUGA
Molecule: messenger RNA, 936 nt
Organism: Paramecium sonneborni
Lineage: Eukaryota; Ciliophora; Oligohymenophorea; Peniculida; Parameciidae
Source: the annotation of a GenBank genome assembly